Molecule: messenger RNA, 587 nt
Organism: Magallana angulata
Lineage: Eukaryota; Metazoa; Mollusca; Bivalvia; Ostreida; Ostreidae
Exons: 3
Coding region: 1-450 (149 amino acids)
Source: RefSeq, a predicted model, not a curated record
AUGGUCUGGGUUGAGUCGCAACGGCCGCGGGCUACCAGGCCUGGUAGCAGAGCCAGCAAAAGAAAACAACCCGCUGACGAUGCACUUGCAGCACUGGAAGAGCAUAGGCGAGACAUUGAGAGAAGAGUUGAUGCACUCUCCCCUACUGAGAUGAAGGAAACUCCAAUAGGAGUUGUCGAGGAGAAUCAAGAGUACUUGUUUGCUAUUCUGGGCUCCAGCAACAAGGAACCACAGCAACCUGAAGGUCCUGGGCCUUCGCAGUCACAACCGUCUUGGUGUGUCUGCAAUUUUUGUAAGGAAAUGCCAACUCAGAGGGAACGACUGUGUUGUCAAAAUGAUCCGGAGAGUUGCAUUUCUAGACUACCUGAUUUCAGAGUUCUUAUGCUCGAUGAGGCUGUCCUGGCUGUAGCCAGACUUUACCGGCAGGAUAUCCUGGCAUGGAUGCAAUAAUGUUUAAUUUGUAGAAAUAAUAGGUAUCUUACGAACAUUCAGGGAAACUGGAGUCGAAACAUGGGUAUAAGCGUAGAUCGUAAUAAUAAGAAACUGAGGCAACCAAAAUUGACAGGAAUGUAAAAAGCAAGAGAAGA